AUGUUGCUAAUUUUUCAACCCAAGCUGUCUAUCAAGGUGAUAUUUGAACUGACGAAACAAGAUCAUCAGCAGAAAGCGAAGGAAAAGGCCAAAGAAGAGAAGAAAAAGAAGAAACGAGAAGAAUGCGAGAGGAGGAAAGUGGAAGAGAAGAAGAGAAAAGAACAACAGAGAAAGAAGAUGGAAGAGAGGAGAAAGACAGAAGAGAAAGUCAAGGAGAUGAAGAAGAAACUGGAAGUGAAAGAGCAGAAGAAGAAACAAACCAAGCUGUCUAUCAAGGUGAUAUCUGAACUGAAGAAACAAGAUCAGCAGCAGAAAGAGAAGGAGGCCAAAGAAGAGAAGAGAAAGAAGAAGAAAAGAGAAGAAUGCGAGAGAAGGAAAGUGGAAGAGAAAAAGAGAAAAGAACAAGAGAGAAAGAUGGAAGAGAGGAGAAAGACAGAAGAGAAAGUCAAGGAGAUGAAGAAGAAACUGGCAGUGAAAGAGCAGAAGAAACAAACCAAGCUGUCUAUCAAUAUUACAUUUCUAUGA
This is a messenger RNA of Durio zibethinus, 525 nucleotides long. RefSeq lists its product as uncharacterized. The record is from RefSeq and is a predicted model, not a curated record. Lineage: Eukaryota; Viridiplantae; Streptophyta; Magnoliopsida; Malvales; Malvaceae.